GUUCGUCAAUAUGAAUACGAUCUUAUUCUUAGUCCAGACGUCAACACCAGUAACUAUGUGCAAUGGUUUUACUUUCGCAUCUCUAAUAUCGAGGCAGAUGGUGUUGAAUAUCGCUUUAACAUAAUAAAUUGUGAAAAACCCGCCAGUCAAUUUGCUUCGGGUAAUUUAUUCAGUCUUUUAGUUGAUUAA
This is a messenger RNA of Protopolystoma xenopodis, 189 nucleotides long. NCBI's taxonomy places the organism in Eukaryota, Metazoa, Platyhelminthes, Monogenea, Polystomatidea, Polystomatidae. The record is from the annotation of a GenBank genome assembly.